Messenger RNA from Polypterus senegalus (gray bichir), 1041 nucleotides. Its product is annotated as interferon-induced protein 44-like. NCBI's taxonomy places the organism in Eukaryota, Metazoa, Chordata, Cladistia, Polypteriformes, Polypteridae. The record is from RefSeq and is a predicted model, not a curated record. The transcript has 3 exons. The coding region runs from base 1 to 342 and encodes 113 amino acids.
AUGGUUACUCGCGAGCAAAGCGGAAACAGUGACGACGACGACGACAGGCAGAAUGGAGCAAUCCCUCAGCUUGUACUGCUUACAAAGAUAGAUGAAGCCUGCUUAGAAAUUGACGAAGACCUCAGUAAAGCAUACUGGAGCCGCUACAUUUACGAGAAGGUGAAGAAACUGGGACAGAUUCUGGGAAUUCCAGUUUCCUGCAUUAUGCCAGUUAAGAACUACUCUUCAGAGACAGAGCCGGUGCUGGAAGUGGACAUCUUGGUCAUGAAGGCCCUGAAGCAGAUGCUGAAUGCCACCGAUGAUUACUUUUCUGAUUUGAAGUUGAAGGGUGAAGCUCACUGAAACAUCUAUGGUUUUUCCACAUAUAAUUUCUUUUCUUGUUUCCUGCUGUAUAGUAAAAUGUUUGUAGUGAUUUAGAAGUGAUGAAUAAACUAAUAAAAUAUACUAAAAACUAGACCUUCCAAUCACAUUAGGUUAGGUUAGGUUAGGGAGACUUUAUUAUCCCAGGGAAAAUUUGUUUGCAGCAGGAAAGUACAAAAACAGAAGCCAUUGUUCCACAGAUCCAAUAGAUCAACAAUGAGACAACAUUUGACAACCAAUGUUAUUGCAUAAGCACACACUCAAGAUCAAUACAAAGAAGAAUUACUUUCACAAGUACUGAAAACAAUAAUACAGAAUUUAACAUUUUGUGGCAUCCCUACAAGCAACAGACUUGAAAAUGCUUAUACUGUAGCUGUAGGAAUAAAAUAUUUCUUAAACCUGUUGCUCUUUACCUUUGGAAACUUAAAUCUGCAGCCUGAUGACAACUGUUAUAAUUUGUAGAAAAGAGGACAGCAUCUGUCAGACAGAACUGAGUUGACUUUCAUUCUAAGCUGUUUGUGAUACAGUUCAGCCAUAGAGGUCUGCUGUGAACCAAUAAUUUGACUACUCAUUUUUAUAAUAUUGUUAAGAUGGCUAUAUUCUUAUUAUUGAGGUUGAUAAACCAACAGAUAAAAGCAAAUGUAACAAUACAUUUAAUAAAGGACUUAUAAAAAAGUGUCA